AUGGUUGUCUCAUAUAUAGCGAGUGAUGGUUCCGUAGUGGUGUAUCACCAUAGUAAGCAAAGUCAGAAGGGAAGUGAGCAGAUUUGGAGCGGUAAUUCAAGACCAGAGAGGAAUUUAAAUGGUGUUUCCACCUGGAAGGGUCAAAAUAGAGAACAUCGUGAGGCUGCGUCAAAACCCGUAAUGCAGAACAACUCGUCGAAGGGAAGAGUCAGGCCAGCAAAAUCGGCUUUUUUAAGUCCCAGGCAUCAGUCGUCUGAGGUUAAGUUAACACGAUCGGCGUUUAUAAGUCCUAAGCACCGUUCGCCGGAGAAUGGGCCAACAAAGUCGGUUUUUGUGAACCCUAAGCGUCAGGGAUUCUUUAACAUGUAUCUGAGCAAAAGUGAUUCUUGUAUGAGUGGUUGGGGUUGUGUUAUUAAUUUAGUUCCAUAUGAUGGAUGCGGUUUCAAAUCAAUAACAAGAGGUCUAAGGGUUGAUGAAGAAUUGUUACAAGUAAAGAAAAUUAAAGUUGACAUUUCCACAUUUUCGAAACUGGUAUGUGAACGUUUGUUUGUCUCAUGUUGGGAGAAAGAUUACGGGGAAUCUGGUCAUAUCUGUGUAACUGCUCUUCGAAGAGCGUGCCGUUAA
Messenger RNA from Enterobius vermicularis (human pinworm), 624 nucleotides. The record is from the annotation of a GenBank genome assembly. Lineage: Eukaryota; Metazoa; Nematoda; Chromadorea; Rhabditida; Oxyuridae.